Messenger RNA from Prunus dulcis (almond), 745 nucleotides. RefSeq lists its product as uncharacterized. The coding region runs from base 399 to 680 and encodes 93 amino acids. NCBI's taxonomy places the organism in Eukaryota, Viridiplantae, Streptophyta, Magnoliopsida, Rosales, Rosaceae. The transcript has 2 exons. The record is from RefSeq and is a predicted model, not a curated record.
ACUCCCAACUCCACAAUGUAGACGUCAGAGAGCAUUGGCUGUUAUCUGCAUAAACUCUAGGCAUUGCAUCAAGAGAGUUAGCAAGAAACUCAGCCUUUUGAACUAAUCCAACUGCGACCGCUUAUCUUUUUAAUUCCCUGCUCUUCCAUUUCUCUGCGGCAUCUGAUCAAACAGCCUGUAUGGCUCAACCAAAUCCCCAACACUCGCAUGCCCAGUGAGCAAAGUCGCGAUUGAGGGCAAAAACGAACUGGGUAAGCUAUUGGGUGAAGCUAACGAUGAGCAGAAGAGGAUGGUAGGCAUGAGAUUGAAAAAAGGUUUGUGCUUUGCAUGGCUUUAAAAUCUCUUCUUCCUCGUUAGGAUUUUCGUCGCAGAGACAUAGAGCCUUCUGACCUGACGACAUGUCGUUUUGUCCUCUCCUUAAAACGGCAACUCUUAUUCACUGGUAUAAAUAUAUUAGAGAGACGCCGAAAACCGAAACACAAGAGAGAUAUAUGGCGGUGUGGUCAUAUCCACCGACGCCCAAGCAGCUGGUGGUGACGGCGUGCUGUUUCGUGACGGGGGUGGCGCUGUUCGCCGUCGGAGCUCAUCUUUCACUGGCCAACGUGGGCCCACAACAGGACCGGGUCAAGGCUCGCAGGAAUUUCGUCAAAGACCGACUAAGAAAGCUCCUGGAUGAUUAAUUGGUUUGAUGGCUUUCGAGCAUUGAAUUUUGUUCCUUUUUGUCUCACAGUCCUGAAGUAGACAG